CCGAACGAUGUUCCUGAUAUAUACACAGACGAGUUGGAGGGAAUGCUCAAAUAAGGGUUGAGAACCUCCCCUUGUCGAGCAUCAUCGGACCGUACCAGAAGUACCUUGGAAAGAGAGAUAAUCCCCAAAGCUUUAGCGGCUCGCUACUCAAAAGAUCAUGCAAGGUGUUUUGCCUCACUUCAUUAUCUUCGUUUCCCUGUACCCAGCAGCUCACGCCAACGGAGAUCAAGGAAAUGCUUCAGCAUCAAGCUGCAAGUCAUGUCAGUCUUGCCAAUUGGUUGGAAUACCUGGAUCAAACGGCGUUCCAGGCAUGCCGGGAAACCCAGGUUUUCCCGGUAGGGACGGCACUAAAGGAGAGAGAGGCAGCCCCGGAAAGCGGGGUGCCCAAGGAGUAGCAGGGAUCCCUGGGAAAAUUGGUCCGAGAGGCCCUGAGGGUCCCAAAGGGCAGAUGGGAGAGAAAGGAGUUAAUGGUACGGGAAUCCCAGGGAACAUUGGCCCUAGAGGCUCCAAAGGAUUCAAAGGAGAAAGAGGGAUCAGUGGAACAAAGGGACAAAAAGGGGAUGCAGCAAACAUUGACCCAAGACAACUGGCCAACUGGAAACAGUGUGUGUGGAGGGCAGAAUCGAAUACAGACAGCGGGAAAAUAAAGGUAAGUAACCUUAACCUUUAUACGUAA
Pocillopora verrucosa is the source of this 676-nucleotide messenger RNA. Lineage: Eukaryota; Metazoa; Cnidaria; Anthozoa; Scleractinia; Pocilloporidae. The record is from RefSeq and is a predicted model, not a curated record.